This is a messenger RNA of Humulus lupulus (European hop), 897 nucleotides long. RefSeq names its product acetyl-coenzyme A carboxylase carboxyl transferase subunit beta, chloroplastic-like. The record is from RefSeq and is a predicted model, not a curated record. NCBI's taxonomy places the organism in Eukaryota, Viridiplantae, Streptophyta, Magnoliopsida, Rosales, Cannabaceae. The coding region runs from base 1 to 897 and encodes 298 amino acids. The transcript is spliced from 2 exons.
AUGAAUUCAAAGAACCUUUCCAAGAUAAUUAUCCAUUCCUCUGCCACUGAUAAGUCAGUGGUCCCCUCGAAUGUAGGUGGAUUCUGGUUGCCAAACCUUUCUGAGAUAGGUUUCGCUUGGGCAACUCUUGGUGCUUCUACUGGCGGUACAGGUUGCUCAACGACAACCUGCGGGCCAGGGUUCUAUUCUUCAUUGUUUUCAGGUGGUAUUUCUUCGUUUAUUGGUGAUCCUAUUGAAAAUACGAUUGUAAAUGAAGAUCAAAUUCGAAAUGAUAUGGAUAAAGACAUCCCUAGUGGGAGUGAUAGUGACAAUUCUAAUUACAGUAAUGUUGAUCAUUUAAUCGACAUCAGGUACAUUCGGAAUUUCAUACCUGAUGACACUUUUUUAGUUAGGGAUAGUAAUAGGGAUAGUUACUCUAUAUAUUUUGAUAUUGAAAAUCAAAUUUUUGAGAUUGACAACGACCCUUCUUUUCUAAGUGAACCAGAAAAUUCUUUUUAUAGUUAUCAGAAUUCUAGUUCUCUGAAUAAUGUAUCAAAGACUGAUGAUCCUCGCUAUGAUCAUUAUGUAUAUGAUACAAAAUAUAGUUGGAAUAACCACAUUACUAGUUGCAUUGACAAUUAUCUUCGUUAUCAAAUAUGUGUUGAUAGUUACAUUUUAACUAGUAGUGACAAUUACAAUGACAGUUACAUUUGUAGUUAUAUUUGUGGCGAAAGAGGAAAUAGUAAUGAAAGCCGGAGUUCCUCUAUAAGAACUAGUACGGAUAAUAGUGAUUUAACUAUAAGAGAAAGUUCUAAUGAUUUAGACGUAACUCAAAAAUAUAGACAUUUGUGGGUUCAAUGUGAAAAUUGUUAUGGAUUAAAUUAUAAGAAAUCUUUGAAAUCAAAAAUGAAUCUUUGA